AAAGACAAAGUUAUACAGGAGGGUGCCUAUCGCUGCCCUGAUCACAGCCCCCAGCGAUUUCCCAGCUUCGGGGUAUCCCCGCAAUGGAUACAAUUUUCACAGCUGGCUUUCUGUGAGGGCCCCCUCACUGACAAGGCGUUCAGACUCAUGGUCACAGAGCGGAGAGAGCUGAGAGCUGCUGCUUUGUUCUAGGAGCUGUGAGGACAGCUUCUGUCGGAGGGCAGGCAAGGACCUUUAGACUGAAGCAGCAGUUUGUAAUCAGAGUGGGGCAGGAUUGGCAGCACAGAGAGUCAGGACUGACAGCAACCAUGAACCAGGCUAAACCUGAAGACAACACGGGAAACAGCUCGGCUGUGGCGCUGGUGGAGAGCAAUGCCAACCCUGCUGGCCUGCAGCUGGUCAGCAGCUACCAAACCAAUCGCAUCGGAGAUCCCCUCGACAUUGUAGCCUUGGCAGAGCAGAUCCAGAAGGCGGAUGAGUUUGUACACGCCAAUGCUUGUAAUAGACUGACUGUGAUCGCUGAACAAAUCCAGUAUCUCCAAGAGAAAGCCCGAAAGGUCCUGGAAGAGGCCAAGAGGGAUGCAGAUCUCCAUCACGUUGCCUGCAAUGUUGUGAAGAAGCCAGGCACAGUGUACUUCAUGUACAGGCGGGAUUCUGGCCAGCGGUACUUCUCCAUCCUUUCACCAAAGGAUUGGGGGCCGAGCCCACCUCAUGAGUUCCUUGGUGCGUACAAGCUGCAGCCUGACAUGUCAUGGACACCGUACGAGGAGAUAGAGAAAAGAGAUUCCGAAGUUGGUCUCAUUAAGAAGCUCCUGACCCAGCAGCAGACACUGCCACACAACACAGAGCCCAACUUCCACGGACUCGAGCCAAUGAUUCUCCCUGCCAGCAAGAACAGCCACAAAGAUCCAAACGCCUCCUGAAAAAGCGGCUUUGAUUCCAGAAAAUACCGAGUUCUCUGACAGUCACGCGGGAUAAUUUUAAAACCUUGUUUCAUGCCUAUUUCUUUGUAAUUCAUGGUUCCAUUUCUUUCAGCAACACAGCCUGGAAAUGACUGCGCGCUAACACUGAUAUUUUCAUUUGAUUUCCCUUUUGUUUGUUUACAUCAGAGGGUAGGUAGUAUUCUAUGUAUAGGAAUUGGAGCAGCGUUGUAUAAAAUAACACACCAGGGAUGAGCAUAAGGAAACAAUAAGCAUUUACCUGCUAAUAUCAGCGACAGCAAACCUGGUUAAGAAGGGAAGGUUUCAUUUUCCUGCAUGAUGCCAAACAACACAAAUAGUUAUAAUCACCUGAGGUUCUCAGAUACACAGAUGAAAUUAGCAAAUUGGACUAAGUUAUUAUUUUACUUACCUGCACUUUGAAUGUGAUAACAAGGGACCUGGUUAUAAAUUGCUCACCCCAAAGGUAUCACUAUUGUUAAUUGUUAUGAAAUAAGAAUAUUAAAAAUAAGCAGUAGGAAACUAUACAGUCCCUCAGGUCUGCUCCAUCCAUUCAUCAUGGCUGAUUUUUAUCUCAGCUCCCCUUUUCUGCCUGUUACCAUAUCUCUCAAACCAAAAAUCUGUCCUGCUGCCUUCUAUUCAACGAUGGUACAUCUGCAACCUUCGGUGGUAGACACGUCCAAAGACUUUCAACUCUGAGUGAAGAGGUUCUUCCGAAACUCUGUCGUAAACGAUUGGACCCUGACCCUUUAAGCUCCAUACUCUAAAUUCCUCCCAAUGUACUUAAACUGCACAUCUUUAGACUGUGGGGGCGAACUGGAGCGCCCGAAAGAAACCCAUGCAGUGACGGAAACUGUGAUUCUAAUGCUGUGUAGUGUGUGAAGGGACUGAUGUGUUUCACACAGCCAUCAGUUUACUGAAAUCCCCUCUACAAUGGAAAUAAACUUUGAGUUUUGAAAACUGA
Messenger RNA from Chiloscyllium plagiosum (whitespotted bambooshark), 1902 nucleotides. It is a transcript of the gene cunh1orf50, whose product is annotated as chromosome unknown C1orf50 homolog. The record is from RefSeq and is a predicted model, not a curated record. NCBI's taxonomy places the organism in Eukaryota, Metazoa, Chordata, Chondrichthyes, Orectolobiformes, Hemiscylliidae.